Fonsecaea erecta is the source of this 663-nucleotide messenger RNA. RefSeq lists its product as hypothetical. Lineage: Eukaryota; Fungi; Ascomycota; Eurotiomycetes; Chaetothyriales; Herpotrichiellaceae. The coding region runs from base 1 to 663 and encodes 220 amino acids. The transcript has a single exon. The record is from RefSeq and is a predicted model, not a curated record.
AUGGAUGAUAUGCAGGAAAAUGGCGACACUGCGCUAUGGGACGCACUUGCAUUGGCGGCGGAUCAUCUGGUCGAAGAAGGUGGACGUUACCCCGGGAUCAAGAAGAGGAUCAUAUGCCUUUCUGAUGGCCAUGAUACCAGUUCAACCCAGACGGCAGCGGACGUUUCUCAAAUACCGAUCCAGCAUGGCAUCGUGGUGGACUCGGUUUGCAUAGAGAAGGAGGAAAACCGGGAGCUGCGAUCGGUCUCGUGCUAUGCAGGCGGAUACAAAUUCACACCCACGUCUCUCGAACAGACUGCUAUCUUGUGCGACCUUGAGCCGGUGUUGUCGAUCCAUGAACGACCACGAGGGCCUCGAACCAUGUCUGCUCGACUUCCCAUUUCUCACCUCGCAACUUACGCCGCAAAGCCAGACCCCGUCUUCAUAUCUGAUUUUCCUGCCCGCAAGACACAUGAGAAUCUGCACGACACAUUCGUUCCGGUCAGCCGCAUCGAAAGAAUGACACACGCAACAUUGUCCGAGCAGCCACGCUCUGCCCCGAGCUCGACCUCAUCGAUUCGAACUAACAGACUUCUGGGAGAAAUCCGCGCUAUUGCCGAUCAGCCUCAUCCCUCGUACGAUGUAUAUUCAUUUCUGAGAACAACGUGGGUUUCUGGAAUAUAG